Messenger RNA from Closterium sp. NIES-65, 1017 nucleotides. NCBI's taxonomy places the organism in Eukaryota, Viridiplantae, Streptophyta, Zygnematophyceae, Desmidiales, Closteriaceae. The record is from the annotation of a GenBank genome assembly.
AUGCAACUGUCGCUGUGUCUUACGCCCAUCAAACUCCCUCCCGCCGUCGCCCUUCUGCCCGUCGCUCUCCCUAGCGCUCUUCGCACUCCCUUCCGCCGUCGCCCUCCCUUCCUCCCGUCACCUUCCCUUCCGCCCGUCGCCCGUCGCCUUCCCUUCCGCCCGUCGCCAUCCCUUCCGCCCGUCGCCAUGCCUUCAGCCCGUCGCCCUCCCUUCCGCCGUCGCCAUCCCUUCCGCCCGUCGCUCUCCCUUCCGCCGUCGGUGUCCCUUCCGCCCGUCGCCCGUCGCCAUGCCGCCUUCCGCCUGUCGCCCUCCCUUCCGCCGUCGCCAUCCCUUCCGCCCGUCGCCCGUCGCCAUGCCUUCCGCCCGUCACCCUCCCUUCGUCUCGUUGCCCUCCCUUCGUCUCGUCGCCCUCCCUUCGUCUCGUCGCCAUCCCUUCGUCUCGUCGCCCUCCCUUCCUCCUAUUGCUCCCCCGACCACCCGCCGCGCUCCCUUCUGCCCGUUGCCCCUCUUUGUCUCGUCGCGCUCCCUGCUGCUCAUCGCCCUCCCUCCCGCUCGUCCCCUCGCAAUCCCCACAUCUCUCUCCCCUCGUUACACUGGCAUCUCCAUCACGCUCGCCAUCCCUCCCAUCUCCCUUCCCAACUCAGGCGGACCAGUCACGCCCCCUUUCCAACCCGCACACACGAUGGCCCUUCCCCUAAUGAUCGCCUUUCACCUCCACACCGCUUACCUCUCUCCUUCCCCAUGUCCCCUUCCCUUCUUCCCCCCAUCCCCUUCCCUGCUUCCCCAUGUCCCCUUCCCUGCUUCCCCAUGUCCCCUUACCUGCUUCCCCGUGUCCCCUUCGCUGCUUCCCCCCAUCCCCCUCCCGACGUCUCCAUGUCCCUUUUCCUGAUUCCCCCCAUCCCCUUCCCUGCCCCCAGCCUAUUCCCUGCUUCCCCAUGUCCCCUUCCCUACUUCCCCCAACUCCCUUCUCUGCUUCCCCCCAUCCCCCUCCCUGCGUCCCCAUGUCCCUUUUCCUGA